Messenger RNA from Toxorhynchites rutilus septentrionalis, 1424 nucleotides. Its product is annotated as putative nuclease HARBI1. The transcript has 2 exons. Lineage: Eukaryota; Metazoa; Arthropoda; Insecta; Diptera; Culicidae. The record is from RefSeq and is a predicted model, not a curated record. The coding region runs from base 249 to 1316 and encodes 355 amino acids.
CUUUACUUGACUUCACUCAAAUUCGCCUGUCAAAGCAUUCACUCAAGCUUUUACUCACAUCCGUAUGAUAAAAAAACGAGAAUUGAGUGUUUACUUUUCGAACAUCACAAUUCGUAUGAAUAAAACCGUAACAGUCAAGUAAACACUCCGAAAACUUUGAGUGUGCCUCUAAGCAGACUCAGACCGCACUUCGCAAGGGAUCGUUUGGAGAAUUACGUAAAAUUUAAGUUUAUAAGGCAUACAUCAAUAUGUACUCUGGGGAUUUUUUUAAUCUACCAUUUCAACCAGUUGUCGAUGUUGAUGGUAUUUAUACGAGAAAUCGCGCAACAAAAAUAUACAAAGGGAGACGCAUAGGUGACGAUGACAAUUUCAAGCAACUAUACAGAUUCUCCCGCGAAAACGUUGAUCAUUUAGCACAAAUUUUUUUAGGAAACGACAAUGAAACUAGAGGUGGAGCUCUCGGGGACAUCCAGCGAAUGAAAUGUUUCUUGCGUUACUUGGGAGACCCCGGAUUUCAGGUUGGAGUUGGAGAGGAUCUGGGUAUCCACCAAACAACGGUAUGCAAAACUAUAUGGGCUGUGUGCAAGGCAAUUGUUAUCAAAGCCAACGAUUGGAUUCGUUUUCCACAGACGACACAAGAACUGGAACAUGAAAAGAAAGUCUGGUUGUCCAAACAUCGAAUGCCCGGUGCAAUCGGGGCUAUAGAUUGUACCCAUAUCCUGAUAAAAAGACUCAAUAUCUACAAGGAUGAGUUCAUUAAUAGAAAGGGGCUCCAUUCUUUCAACGUACAAGCGACUUGCAAUGCCAAAGAGAUUUUUACAAGCAUUGACUGUAAAUGGGCUGGUUCCGUUCAUGACGCUCGUAUAUGGCGGAACUCCGAAAUAUUGAAAAUUAUACAGCAAAACGGAUCCGGUGCUCUACUGUUGGCUGAUGAAGCAUACCCUUUAGCACCGUGGACGAUGACCCCGUAUCGAAACCCAGUAACUGCUGGCCAAAAACAGUACAAUAAGAUACAUACUCAAGAAAGAGUUAUUAUUGAAAGAUGUUUUGGUCAAAUAAAACAAAGAUUCCCUAUUCUGCAAUCUAAGGUACGCGUGAGCACUGAGCGUAUUCCAAGAAUGAUUGCAGCUUGCUUCGUUUUGCAUAAUGUUGCAAAAUAUGUUAAUGAUACUGACUUCGAACCAUAUUCAGAUUCGACCAAUUGCGAAAUAAAUCAAAGUUUGUUCGAAAUUUCUGACACGGCUGCAAACACAGUACUGCAACGUGGGAAACAACGUCGUGAUGCUAUAGCUUCGUUUCUAUUAGCCAGAAAUUAGAGCGUAAGAAACAAAAACCGGUAAUAACUGUGGAAUGUAACUCGAUUACAAUUGGAAACCAUGUAAAAUCAUUGAAACUUUAAAUUUCUAUCGAUGUUUCAUCAGAAG